This is a messenger RNA of Canariomyces notabilis, 1860 nucleotides long. RefSeq lists its product as uncharacterized. Bases 1 to 1860 code for a protein of 619 amino acids. The transcript has 4 exons. Gene Ontology annotation, molecular function: RNA polymerase II transcription regulatory region sequence-specific DNA binding; protein binding; DNA-binding transcription factor activity, RNA polymerase II-specific. NCBI's taxonomy places the organism in Eukaryota, Fungi, Ascomycota, Sordariomycetes, Sordariales, Chaetomiaceae. The record is from RefSeq and is a predicted model, not a curated record.
AUGGACCCACGAGACCAGACGUUCAUGACGAUUCACAACCUCACACCCGAAGCCAACAUUCUCUUUGCGUCUGACUCGAUCCUCGAUAUUUUGGGCUACCAACCCGAGGAGGUCAAGGGGAAGUCCUGCUUCGACUAUUUCCACCCCGAUGAAAUCCCGUUUGCACGCUCUGUCCAUAGCAGAGGCAUCUUACUGGACAAGGCCGCAGUGCUCCACUAUGCCCGCAUUCUGUCGAAAUCUGGCCAGUGGGUGAGCUGUGAAUGCUGCUUCACCAUUGUCCACAACGUGCUGGUGGCCUCUACAAGCAUAUAUUUCAAAAGUGAAAAGAGUGAACGAAGAGCAAGAGACGCGCCGCAGAUCAGGCGCAUCUUCUCAUGCUCGCCGCGAGAUCCCAGAUACCAUAUGCUCGAGCAUCUGUCGCCCAAGUUUAAAAUGCCGCCGAUGGAGCGAGAGCCGCGUGCUGCCCUCAUCCUCAACCGCUUCACCAGGAGCCUCAACAUCAUGUAUGCAACAGAUGUUGUCACACAGAUUCUGGGGCUAAGCCCCGGUGAUCUCGUAGACAGGCCCUUUUACGAUUGUAUUCAGCCGAAUUGUCUUGAGGAAGCUGAGAGGUGUUUGGAGAGCGCCAAGGCGAACGAGUCGAUUGCAUAUCUUCGAUUUUGGUACAAGGAUCCGCGUGUCGAUCUGAACGAUACGGACAACGAGGAAGAGGAGGUAGAUGAGUCGGAUGACGAAUCUGACCAGAGCAGCAGCAGCAGCGAGACUCAGAGCGAAGUAGAUUUCAAAGAGCCUCAGUCAGGGUACGACGGCAUGGAUGUCGACGGAGACCAUGGUCCUGAGCCCGGGGCCGCUGCGGAGGACAUGGGUGGUGGCCGAAGCGGAGAGCGGCCCGGUUCCCGGAGUCGCGUCGGUUCGCUAAACGGCUCCACGCGCGACCCGCAAGUCCCUCAGACAUUUGAGUUGGAGGCGGUUGUAUCGUGCACGUCGGACGGGCUCGUUGUGGUGCUGCGGAGAGCACGGCCACCUAUCCCCGAUCCGCAACCAACCGUUGCCCCCGCCGCCAUCAAUUACGAAAACGGCCUCUUUGCGGCCCCGUGGGGAUAUCGGCCCAUCAAACCAUACAUCUCGCCCGAGCUGCUUUAUACGUUCCGCCCACCGCUCCUACCCGAAUAUAUGCCGCUGCGGGAAGGCAUAAAAGCAGCUGGCGGACCUCCACUAGACCAGCUGAUGAGAUCAAUCCGGGACGUGGCCGUGUUUGCAUGGGCGGUGACUGGGAUCAACGGUACGCUUGCAACUUAUGGGCACGGUCGGCCGAGGAUGGGCGCCCAACCGGCAGAUGGGCUGCCUAUAUGGCAACCAGACUCGGGCUCAACCGUGUACCAGAGCCCAAGGGACCGGACUUCGUCUCUGGGCGCGGGUACCGAGUCGCCGGAAGAAUUAUUUGAAAAUGACGGGGCCUACGAUUGCGGCAUAGUGUACCAGCCUGGUGAGACGUCGACCCACGUCUAUCCCCGUCCGCGGCAUGCCUCGCUCGACGAGCAAAUGUAUGAGGGCGGGCACACAUCAUGGCACCAAGCUAGGCCAGCAGAAUCGUACAACUACGGCGACAAUGACGCCGAGCACUACCGACACCCGCUGCGUCCUGUCUUUUCGUACGACACACUACACGGCCAUGGCCGGCGUCACCAAGCCUACCCUCCCCCGUCCCAGGCGAUGCCCGGCCGGUGUAAUGCUGGGCAAGCAUCCUGGACUGGUUUAUUAUCAUCUCGAACGCGUAUUUCGAGCUACGGUGUAGCGCCUUAUCCUCGGUUACCUAGCAGACCUGAAGCAAGUAACCGUUGGGGACACUCAUAUCGGUAA